This is a messenger RNA of Magallana angulata, 2250 nucleotides long. RefSeq lists its product as uncharacterized. The record is from RefSeq and is a predicted model, not a curated record. The transcript is spliced from 3 exons. Lineage: Eukaryota; Metazoa; Mollusca; Bivalvia; Ostreida; Ostreidae. Bases 13 to 2250 code for a protein of 745 amino acids.
CAUGCGGGGUGUAUGCUAUGUUGUACACGGGGUGUAGGCUACCGAGGCGAGAAAACGGCGUCGAAGAAAACAUGUAUACAAAUGUCUCGGAAAAAGAGAAGACUCUGGCUUAAUAAACCAAAGCGCAUAUCUUUCAAGGCAACUAAAAACAAAUAUGCAUUACUUACUGAAUCACGAAACUUGCAUUGCAAUACACCCCCUUCUAGUAAAAAGCAUCAGUGUACUCCUUCAAAAGUUCGAACUCCCAAAAGAAAGAAGCUUAGUUCAUACACAAAUAAUGACCAACAUUCUCCAACAAACUUUCAGUCACCUUCUAAUUUUCCUCACAAAGACAAUGAGUCCAAACACAUUUCAGAAAGUGACACUGAAUUGUUCCGAUGUUUCUUCGCAAAAAUGCAAGAAAGUGAAUAUUGUACUGAUUUUACAAAGUUCAUGAAAAGUGUUGUUGAUGAUUCUUUCCCAUUACACAAUCUAUCUUUUGUGCUUUUUAUGGAAACUGUUCGUUUUUUUUGUACAACAAAUACUUCAGAAAUGAGGUAUUCGGACACAUCAAAACUGUUUUGGAAAACAGGUUACAGAUUAUUCCAUGCAAAGUUUCUGUAUUUCAUGGGAGGACCAAAACAUAUUGGUCAGAUGUCAAAUGAACAAGCUGAGACUGGAACGUUUAAUCCCAAAAAUGCACAAAUCAACUUUGCGGUUCCAAGCAUUGGUCAGUUAACAGAAUUUCGCACAAGCAAUGUUCACCUUAAAAAUACAAUCCCUCCUGGAAUUCUUUUUCCUGUUAUUGAUGCUUUAAAAAGUUCGGAUGUUGUCAAAGAUAAUGAAUACAUGUUAUGUGCGGAUGCUAAAAAAGUCACAGCCGGAAUUGACACAAAGGGGGGAGAUGUUGACAUGUUUGGUCAUGAGAGAGGCGAGAAAUUGACUGAAAGAAAGGAAAAAUUAUCUCAUGAUGUAGAGAAAAUUAAUGAGAUAAAAAGUAGUCUUUGCAUGAAUGAUGAUUUCACAAGAAAUGCAGAUGAGCAAACAAUAAAAGCAGUUAUUCCACAGAUAACUGAUGUUGUACAAACAAUAUCAUCACGUUUACAAGACACGCGAGAUCUUGUUGUCAGACAGACAUUUGGACUUAACAAAUUUAAAGGAAUGGGGGGAGACAACUGGAAAGAAUCAAGAUAUGUAUACGUCAUAAGCGGGCUUCAAGCAUCCCUAUAUAGGUUGAGCGAGUUUUCUCGCGAUGCUCUGACAACAAUAGGGCACAUGCUGUCUUAUUCAAGUUAUAUACAACAAUCUAUUAGUCCAUAUGCCGUUGAUAACCAAGUUGACUUUUCAGUUCAACAGAAUAUUGCAAUGCUGCGAGAGAGUACAGGUGCCCUCACGGAAAUAGAGCCAAGAUACGUUAAGCAACGUUCAGACAUCUGGUUUGAAGUACGCAAACAGGCGUGUGUAACGGGUAGCACUUUGCACUCGGCCAUAGGUUUAAGAGGACUAAAAGAAAAGCAGAACCAUUUCGCAAAAUUUAUUGAAAAUGUCGAUUCUCCUAUUUCGGAAGAAAUACAAACUCGUCUUAGUCAUGGAACGAAGCAUGAAAACGAUGCUGUUGCUACAUUGGUAGGCAGAUUUUUACCUGCAUAUUAUCCAAAUGCUAUUUUUGUUGAAGAAGGGUGCUACGUUCUUCCUGCAGAUACAGCCGAUAUAUUCUGUGUUGUGUCACCUGAUGGAAGUAUUCGGGCAUCCACAAACAAUAAAGUGAUAGCUGCUGUUGAAAUAAAAUGCCCUUUUCCAUCAGAGAAGCAAACUCCUGUCCAUUAUAGUCUUCCAGAUUAUUACGUAUGCCAGUGUCUUGCUGAGAUGUGUGUAUUGAACACAGAUCGGUUACUUUAUGUUACAUACUCAGGGGAAAGCACCACAUUUUUUAAUGUCACAUUUUCACAAGAUCUAUGGGACUGUAUCUGGAAUCAGACGUUGGAAGAUUAUGAUAGAAAACAAAUUACCAAACCAACUCGAAAUGGCUCCCGAGUUAAAGAAAUCAGGAGAAAAAUAAAAGAAUUUACUCUCUCAAAUGUUGAAUUUCUUUGCGAAAUACCUUCAUGUACAGCAAUAGCAGAUAGGUUACCUACAGAGGAGACUGAAAAUAAAUUCUAUCUUCGUGCUAAGCGAGAUUUGGGAAAACAAACUCAUUGUGAAUCACAUUUCACUGAAAUAUUACACAUUCUGGACGAUGCAGUUAAGAUGGUCAGUGGAUACAACUCAUGA